AGGAGGAGAUGAGAGGAGAGAAAAAGCUCAAGGAACAGCUGCCAUGUGAACGUGUUGCCUAGAGGGGGUGUGUCUAUGCAAAUGCAUCCAGCCUUGUGUGUGUGUGUGAGUAUGAGUGUUUUUGUGUGUGCACACGAGGACUGAGGAAGUGACAGUCGGCGUCUGUGGAGUCACACUGGCCUCCUGUUUCCUCGCCUCCGCUGAGGCCUCUUCAUUUGGCUCGCGGCUAGUCGUACUCUUGGCGACUCCCAGCUUUGCCUCCAAAUGGAGAACGUGUCAGCACCUUCCGAAAUAAACAGCGACUCCGAGAUGGCAGAGUGCACUGUAGCCCCAGUAGCAAUGGAGGAUAGCGAUCACGAGGCCGACUCGCCGUCUGACGAGCAGGAUUCCACCCCAACGUCCCCCGAGCCAAAGGAGCGUGAGGCCGAACAGAGCUCCAGCCACUCCAAGGAGGACUCAGAGGACUCUGAGCUGGAGAACAUCUUGGGUCAGCACCACCACCAUGACCACCCCGACCAGCACGAGCAGCAUGACCCCCAGCACCAUCACGACCCGCAGCAGCAGCAGCAGCAGCAGCAGCCCGGCCCUAAAGAGGGCAACCCUUUCUGGUUUGCUGGCCACGGGCGCCACUCCUCGGCCGGGGACAGUGAGAGCGAGGGCCUUGACAGCCCCCGCACUCCGGGGACGCCCACGUACUUGCGGCCAUCCGCUGCGGGUGGCCGGGGUCCUUUUGACGCCCUCUCAGAGCAAAGGUCCCCGCGGGGCACCGUGGACUUUAGCCUGCCGUCGCCCAUCAGCCCCUCACGGCCCAAGAGCCCGUGGGGACGCUACGACCCCUAUGAUUCGACAGAGGAUCAGGAUAAGGAGUAUGUGGGCUUCGCCACCCUGCCCAACCAGGUGCAUCGCAAAUCUGUGAAAAAGGGCUUUGACUUCACUCUCAUGGUGGCAGGUGAGUCUGGUCUUGGGAAGUCUACCCUUGUCAACAGCCUCUUCCUGACAGACCUGUAUAAAGAUAGGAAACUACUCAACGCUGAAGAGAGGAUUACCCAGACUGUGGAGAUCACCAAACACACAGUGGAUAUUGAGGAGAAAGGCGUCAAGCUGAAACUCACCAUUGUUGACACGCCAGGCUUCGGAGAUGCCGUCAAUAACACUGAAUGGAAGUCCGUGGCCGACUACAUAGACCAGCAGUUUGAGCAGUACUUCCGGGACGAGAGCGGCCUGAACCGCAAGAACAUCCAGGACAACCGCGUGCACUGCUGCCUCUACUUCAUCUCCCCCUUCGGCCACGGUCUUAGGCCUUUGGACGUGGAGUUCAUGAAGGCCCUUCAUGAGAAGGUCAACAUUGUCCCUGUUCUGGCCAAAGCAGACACUCUCACUCCCAGUGAGGUCAAGAAAAAGAAAAUCAAGAUUCGAGAGGAGAUAGAGCAGUAUGGCAUUAAAAUCUAUCAAUUUCCAGACUGUGACUCUGAUGAGGAUGAAGACUUCAAACAGCAGGACCAGGAGCUAAAGGACAGCAUUCCCUUUGCCGUGAUCGGCAGCAACACAGUGGUGGAGGCCAAAGGCAGGCGAGUGAGAGGACGCCUCUACCCCUGGGGCAUCGUAGAAGUGGAGAACUCGGCGCACUGUGACUUUGUGAAGCUGCGGAACAUGCUGGUGCGUACACACAUGCAGGACCUAAAGGACGUGACCCGGGAGACCCACUACGAGAACUACCGCGCCCACUGCAUCCAGAGCAUGACCCGCAUGGUGGUCAAGGAGCGCAACCGCAAUAAGCUCACCAGGGAGAGCGGCACCGACUUCCCCAUACCCAUGGUGCCUGGCGUGGCGGACAGCGAGACGGAAAAGCUGAUCCGCGAGAAAGACGAAGAGUUACGACGAAUGCAGGAGAUGCUGCAGAAGAUUCAGGAACAAAUGCACACACAGAAAGAAGCAUAUUAACCACGGCAUUCCCUGAAACCCCUCCACGCACAUCGCUCCCAGCCAAGCAGUAGUCUAAAAAGUAUCCCGUCACCCCAGAGACAUUGAGCCUCCUCCUCCUCCUCUUCCCAAGCCUCCUCUGCAAUGUCUCACUAACAUAACCCACCUGGAUGAGCCUGAAGACUGAAGAACAGUACGUACAUAGACAUCAUUGUUGUUCCUGUUGAGUCUCUGUCUCACACUCUUGUCCAGCAUCAACUUCUUUGCUCCAUUUGUGAUUUGUGGAGACAUCUGAUUGUCAGACUCACGCAUGAAGUAGCCUUAAUCAGUCCAAACCACAUUCAUGGUAACAGACCUGUGGAUGCUGUCCUGUACAUGCAAAUGUAGACAAAACAUGGCUGAAGCCAUGAUGACCACUAUAGAUAUAGGCAGGGGUCAAAUUAUGAUACAGUAUAUAUUUGGUAGGUUCUGUAGAUUAAGAUAUACCAUUUGUGAGACAUCCUGCAUAAUAGAAGUGUACAACAUUUACAAUACUUGACUAUAGCAAUGUGUGUGUGCAGCUCAGUAGCAGUCUCUGUGAGGUUAUGAGUGAGAGAAAUUGCUAAAGGUUGGCCUUCCUAUCACCCAAUUCACUAGCUUGCCAUUUUGGUGUAUGCACAAUGUAAUUCCCAAGAGUAUUUUGUAAUAGCUUGUUCUAUAGAAUGAAAACAGCAUAAUUAUUUAAUUAUUUUCUACAAUGUUAUUUGUUUGUUAACAUUUCUUUUUUAAAAUAAUAAUAAUGCCAUUGGAUCUUCUGUGUGUGCACACUUUUGUUUAUAUUGCAUCAUGAAAUAAGAGGAGAAAUGCUUUUUUUUUGCUAAAUAGUUUUAUUUUCUUAUCAACACAAAUGAAGUACUGUAGAACAAUAGUAGGCUAUUUUUCAUGGUAACUAGUAUAACUCGUAUUCAUAAAAGUUGUCCUGUCUUUACUAAGAUGUUAAAUGCCUUGAAUUUUUUGUUUGGCCCCACGAUUGUUACAUGCAUCAAGGGGCAGGCUAUUUUAAGCUGAUUUUGAAUGCAGGCUGUUGAAGCUCGUGGUUAAGAGAUGUCAUGGGUAAACUUUGUUCUAUGGUCAUUUAUAAGCAAUGGUAUUGAGUCAUAAUGUGCUCAAGUUUUUUUGUAAAUACUUUCAUAAUAACUGCCCUCAGGUCUACUGAAGAAAGGGCCAUUGUGCUAUAUGAUUUAACGCUAGCCACAGGCUACAGUUUUUUUCUCUCUCAGUUUUCACUUUCUCUCAGAAAAGGUGUUUGUUUUAUUUUAUCAUUUUUUUAUGACCAUUACCAUAUGGAGAAAUUGAAAAUCCAAUUUAAAAACAAAUCACAAAUGUUUUUGAUGAUAUACAUAUACAUGUACAUAUAUAGGUCUUCUGUUCCCCCUGAAAAUGACCAGUUGACAGGACCAUGUUUUUUACUCUCAGGCCCAGUAGUUAAGUGGUCAUUGAAACCUCAAUCCAGUAUAUUUUAGUCCAACUUUUUGGAGAUGAAUAGGCAUUGUGUUAUUUUUACUGAGGGUUAAUGAUGUGACCAGAGUAAGCUAUUAGAGUAAUCUGAAGAAUCUUCUUUGGGAUCGUCCUCCUUGUUUUAUUAGGAUCUUUUUCAACAUUUGUUUCUCUCACAAAAAUAGCUGUUUUAUGGUUUCCCCUGCAUGACAACUGACAAUGUUGUCAGUAGGUUCUGUUGUUUAAGAUGUUUUGUAAAGAAAAUACAUAUUUGAGUCUAUAUUUAGUAUCAGUAUCAUAUUUACUAUUACUACAUUUUCCAUAAACUUGAACCCUAACCACUGAAGUUAUCCCCAACAGAGUAGCAGAAAAAGAAAACACUUACUGUAUGUUCAGAAUGUAUCACUUGAAGAUUCACAUCAAGGUCAUGUGUGACCUUCAACCUAUUAUAUCACUCUAGGUUUUCAGCAUUGUUUCCUGUUGCAGUCUGAGCAUGCUUUCCAUUUUUUUUUUUUUUUGUUAUUAAGAGGGAACAAUUUUGAUAAACCUUUAUGCGUCUUUUGCAU
Messenger RNA from Alosa sapidissima (American shad), 3962 nucleotides. RefSeq names its product septin 4b (gene septin4b). Bases 265 to 1941 code for a protein of 558 amino acids. Gene Ontology annotation, cellular component: septin ring; microtubule cytoskeleton; septin complex. NCBI's taxonomy places the organism in Eukaryota, Metazoa, Chordata, Actinopteri, Clupeiformes, Clupeidae. The record is from RefSeq and is a predicted model, not a curated record. Gene Ontology annotation, biological process: regulation of exocytosis; cytoskeleton-dependent cytokinesis. The transcript is spliced from 13 exons. Gene Ontology annotation, molecular function: GTP binding; molecular adaptor activity; GTPase activity.